Messenger RNA from Clunio marinus, 390 nucleotides. NCBI's taxonomy places the organism in Eukaryota, Metazoa, Arthropoda, Insecta, Diptera, Chironomidae. The record is from the annotation of a GenBank genome assembly.
AUGAUAUUGAUUGGUAGCCAUUUAAUGUUUUACUUUAAGUAUCAAAUUCUCGGAACUUUUCAGAUUUCUGUUUAUGGUAGAGAAAGCUUUCCAUGGUUUUGUAUUAAUUUUCGUCUUCUAUUUAUCAAAGAAAACGUAUUAAUGAGGAUCAACAAAGACGUGAAUCUGGAAUGUCACAUCAAGACAGUUUCUCACGUAAAAUAUGUCACUGAAGUUUUAAGGUGCCAUGAAUCGGAACGAAGCAGAGCAUCUGAAAAACUUUUUCAAUUAGCAAAAGCGAAAUUGAGAGCGCGCUAUAAAAUCGAAGCUCUCUUCAACCCAUUCAGCUUAUUUUCGAAGCAUCACAUUGCAAGCUUCUAUGAGUUUCUUAACGACGAGGGAGAAUCAUAA